CCUUGCUGGGGGGGGGGUGGUCUCGGGUUGGGAGGCGAUGGGCACCUGGGGCGCGUGGCCUGGCCUGCUGCCGCCGCCGCCGCCGCCGCCGCUGCCGCUGUCCGGGCCAGAGGCUUGUUGUUGGGCUCCGGUGUGAGGUCUGGGUGACUGGACUCGGGCGUCCGGUGGGAUGGACUGGCUGCAGGACCCAGUCCCCUGCAGUCAGCAGGAGUAUGAGGCGGAGUGAUGCCCAGCUGGGCGCCCGGCACACAACUAGUGAUCUGAGCCCUCCCUUCGGACCCAGCGGCCCCGGGGGGACUACUGCGUUCCAGAGCUGAGAGCCCCUUCCCGGGUUGGGGAUCCCGCAGCCCUGUCGGCCGGAGGUCCCCAAGGACGGAGUCGGGAGGUCACUUCUUACCUGUCAGUGCUGUGUGACAGCGUCGCGGCCGGACCUGCAGAAUCUGAACUCGAUCCGUAAUGCCUCCUGCUUGCCUCUUUCAAGAUGGACGGGAAAUCUGUGGGAGAGCCUACUCAAGUGGAGUCUAAAGUCAAACUUUCCACCAAAGUAGACAACGCGGGACACUGGCUGGUGGAGGAUCACGCUCGAAUAUGGGAAGUUUUAAAGACAGAGGAGACCUCGAUUCAGGACUGGGGUGAAGAAGUUGAGGAAGGAGCUGUUUACCAUGUCACCCUCAAAAGAGUCCAGAUCCAACAGGCGGCCAAUAAAGGAGCAAGAUGGCUAGGGGUUGAAGGGGACCAGCUGCCUCCAGGUCACACAGUCAGUCAAUAUGAGACCUGUAAGAUCAGGACCAUCAAAGCUGGCACUCUGGAGAAGCUUGUGGAGAAUCUGCUGACGGCUUUCGGGGACAAUGACUUUACCUACAUCAGCAUCUUCCUGUCGACCUACAGAGGCUUUGCCUCGACUAAGGAAGUGCUGGAGCUGCUGCUGGACAGGUAUGGAAACCUGACAGGCCCAAACUAUGAAGAAGAUGGAGGUCAGAGUUCAUCGGAGUCCAAGGCUGUGAUCCGAAAUGCUAUUGCCUCCAUCCUGCGGGCCUGGCUUGACCAGUGUGCGGAGGACUUCUGGGAACCCCCUCACUUCCCUUGCCUGCAGAAGUUGCUGGAGUAUCUCACACGGAUGAUGCCUGGCUCCGACCCGGAGAGGAGAGCACAAAACCUUCUUGAACAGUUUCAAAAGCAGGAAGUGGAUCCCGACAAUGGACUUCUCAACACCAGCUCCUUCAGCCUGGAAGAGGAAGAGGAACUGGAGAGCGGAGGGUCAGCAGAAUUCACGUGCUUCUCAGAAGAUCUGGUGGCGGAACAGCUGACCUACAUGGACGCACAACUAUUCAAGAAAGUAGUGCCUCACCACUGCCUGGGCUGCAUUUGGUCUCAGAGGGAUAAGAAGGAAAACAAACAUUUGGCUCCUACGAUCCGUGCCACCAUCUCUCAGUUCAAUACCCUCACCAAAUGUGUCGUCAGCACCGUCCUGGGGAGCAAGGAACUCAAAACCCAGCAGAGAGCCAAAAUCAUCGAGAAGUGGAUUAACAUCGCUCACGAAUGUCGAAUCCUGAAGAACUUUUCCUCCUUGAGGGCUAUCGUCUCUGCACUGCAGUCCAAUUCCAUCUAUCGGCUGAAAAAGGCUUGGGCUGCUGUCCCAAAGGACCGAAUGCUGAUGUUUGAAGAACUUUCAGAUAUCUUCUCUGAUCAUAACAACCAUCUAACCAGUCGGGAACUGCUAAUGAAGGAAGGAACCUCAAAAUUUGCAAACCUGGACAGCAGUGUGAAAGAAAACCAGAAGCGGACCCAGAGGCGGCUGCAGCUGCAGAAGGACAUGGGUGUGAUGCAGGGUACCGUACCUUACCUGGGCACCUUCCUGACUGACCUGACCAUGCUGGACACUGCUCUUCAGGACUACAUUGAGGGCGGACUGAUCAACUUUGAGAAGCGGAGAAGGGAAUUUGAAGUGAUUGCCCAGAUAAAGCUCCUACAGUCUGCUUGCAACAGCUAUUGCAUGACCCCAGACCAGAAGUUUAUCCAGUGGUUCCAGAGGCAGCAGCUUCUUACAGAGGAGGAGAGCUAUGCCCUCUCCUGUGAGAUUGAAGCAGCUGCCGAUUCCAGCACCACCUCCCCCAAGCCUCGGAAGAGCAUGGUGAAGAGGUUGAGCCUACUGUUUCUGGGGUCUGACCUCAUCACUGGGAGCACUCCCACUAAAGAGCAGCCCAAGUCCACGGCCAGUGGGAGCUCUGGUGAGAGCAUGGACUCCGUCAGCGUGUCGUCCUGUGAGUCAAACCACUCAGAGGCAGAGGAGGGUUCCAUCACACCCAUGGACACACCAGAUGAGCCUCAAAAGAAGCUCUCUGAGUCCUCCUCUUCAUGUUCCUCGAUCCAUUCCAUGGACACAAAUUCCUCAGGGAUGUCGUCCUUAGUCAACCCCCUGUCCUCCCCUCCAACCUGCAACAACAACCCUAAAAUCCACAAGCGCUCCGUCUCCGUGACGUCCAUUACCUCCACAGUACUGCCUCCUGUUUACAACCAGCAGAACGAAGACACCUGCAUCAUCCGCAUCAGCGUAGAGGACGACAACGGGAACAUGUACAAGAGCAUCAUGUUGACAAGCCAAGAUAAGACCCCUGCUGUGAUCCAGAGAGCCAUGAUGAAGCACAAUCUGGACUCGGACCCAGCUGAGGAAUACGAGCUGGUACAGGUCAUCUCAGAGGACAAAGAGCUGGUGAUCCCGGACUCUGCAAACGUCUUUUAUGCCAUGAACAGCCAAGUGAACUUCGACUUCAUUUUACGCAAAAAGAACUCAGUGGAAGAGCAGGUGAAGCUGCGUAGUCGGACCAGCUUGACCUUGCCCAGGACUGCGAAGCGGGGCUGUUGGAGUAACAGACACAGCAAGAUCACCCUCUGAAAGGGACAGUCCACCCCUACUUGUCAAAGGCAGAGUGGGGCUGAGAACAGCUGUGGUGGCCGCAACUACCGCUCAGUGCUGAGGAUCAUUGGUGAAGCCAACAGAUAUUUAUUGAGUUCAGAUGUGUACAAAGCACUAUGUAGGGAGAGUGGAAGUGAAUUUGACAUAAAAAGGAUUAAUGAUUCACUGAUACUCUUGGACCUGAACGUGAAAUACAAAAUGAUCCACAUUUAAAAAUAUAUAUACACACACACAUAUGUAGUGUGUGUGUGUGUGUGUGUGUGUGUGUGUGUGUGUAUAGAUAUAUAUAUAUAAAAGGAACUUUACAGGAUGUUCUGGACUAUGGGAAAACCAAUUUGCACAAUGGCCUGGGAAGUUGAGGUCACUUUUUACAGGGAAAUAGAAGGGACUGAGACCUUAGUCUCACACCUUCCAAAUAAAUAGAUCUACCAAUAGUGAGUAUUCUUCAUGCCAGUAUUAUAAGCCCAAACUCUAUUUUUGUAAAGGGAGAGGAUUACUUUCUCAAUCCUGUGCCACCAGACGAACAAACUGCAGAGGUUGGAGUGGCCACGGGCUGCAUGAAAGGCCGCCAUGGGAAGGUUUGGAUGAGUCCGUGGUCCCUGCCCUCUGCCCACAUCUGCCGGAGCUUCAGAGGCUUGCGUGCCUUGCCGGUCCCCAUUCACAAUGCCUCUGGAGUCAACACAAGCUUGUUUCGAUUUCUGGAAACCCUGUUGUGUUUCUGUGUCCUCUCCUAAAGAACAUGCCGCAGUCAUUACUGCCCAAGUAGCCGAGGUCUUCCGUAACUUAGCAGCCCGAGAAGGAAGUGCGGAAGAACGGCGGCUCCCAUGGACUCUCUUCUCCAUCUUGGAGUACCGCGCCUUGCCCUUCUGAUUGCCUUUCGCAUGUAAAAGUGUAUGUCCGGAGUCUUUCGCCACCUGGAGCCUGGUACCUCUAUCUUAUGUGCAGUUUGUUCCUCAGGUGCAGACAUUUCUACUGAGACUGACCACAUUUGAUCAUUUCAAGCCUGUGAAAGAUUUCUGAGCAGCGACCUCCCUGUAAUGACCCCUCGGAAAAUGCGCCCCCCCCCCCCAUAACUCAUCUAGCUUCCUUCCUUACUUUUGUAGCAUUCCUGUGCCCAGUCACAGGGUAGGAAGGGGGCGUACACUGUCUCCGCCUUUUUGCAAAGAGAUGCAUCCUUCUAGCUGGAAACGAUAACCUUCCUCCUUUCUCAUCCCACACCUGCUCCCCUGGCGCCGCUGUUAAGUGACAUUUUUGUCUGUAGUAAUGUAACACCAUCAUGCUUUUGCUUCUGAUCUUACGGAUGUUGGCGUUUGGAUGAAAAAGCCAUAUGGGGUGAGUUGACGUGUGUAAGAAGCACUUUCAAAUUGUUGUCCCCCUCUUUAAGAAAAAAUUCCCCCCAAAUACCAGUUUUUAUUCCAAAAAUAAAGAGAAUGAACCUAGGAUAUGAUGUCCGGAUUGUAACAGAGAACAUUUUUUUCCCCUAACAGUGUAUAUAGCUCCCAAAGGUCUUGUGGGUUUAUGUUAUGUAAAUAGCCAUAUGAAUCCAACAAGAAACACCAGGAAAAGCUCAAGAGAUUUGUGGCAAUGGACCAAAGAGAGAGCCAAGAAGUCCUCCGAUUCCCUUGGUGUUUCUAGGAGACUGGACUGGGCUGUGGAGACCAGCUGGGUGUCAACGGUCGGAAGGCCUUUCUUUCUCGUUUGUGAGCCAUGUUUGGUUGGUGCUUCUGUGCAUGGAGGGGAGAUGGCAAGGAUCACAGCCAUCAUGAAGACUGAAGUAAACCUAGCCUCAGCUUGGCUUUCUCAGUGUCAAGGUCAAAAAGUAAAGGCAGAGCUGUUGGCCUGGUUUAGGGUGUGGCUCCCAAGACAUACGUGCUAUGCCCAAUGUGCUCACCCUGUGUAAUUAUACUGUAUAUGUAGAGCCUAGAUUUAUAUUCUGCAAUGUAAAAAAAAUAUAUAUUUACCUUUUUUAAAAAAGACAAUGGAAAUCCCAAGUGGAUAAAACACGGUCUCGUUUAUUUAAUGCCACUUCAGUUGUUUUAACUUUGCUUCUGGGUGAACAGCUGGAUGUUGUUUCCAGCUGCUCGCACGCUCGUCUCUCUGCAUCUCCAGCAUCUGUUUACCUUUUGGUUAAACUAAUAAACUGGUUUGGGACUUGGUUGGCAUGUGCUGCCAGACCCAAAGGGCUCGUA
This is a messenger RNA of Peromyscus californicus insignis, 5103 nucleotides long. It is a transcript of the gene Rgl1, whose product is annotated as ral guanine nucleotide dissociation stimulator like 1. Lineage: Eukaryota; Metazoa; Chordata; Mammalia; Rodentia; Cricetidae. Gene Ontology annotation, biological process: positive regulation of GTPase activity; Ras protein signal transduction. Gene Ontology annotation, molecular function: guanyl-nucleotide exchange factor activity. The record is from RefSeq and is a predicted model, not a curated record. Gene Ontology annotation, cellular component: plasma membrane. The coding region runs from base 482 to 2893 and encodes 803 amino acids. The transcript is spliced from 19 exons.